AUGAGUGGAGACAACCAAAUUACUAACACACCAACUUACAAGCUUCUGCUUGUUGGAGACUCAUGCGUCGGCAAGACAUCUCUUCUAAUCCGUUUUAAAGAUCGCGUAUUUCUUCGAGGAAGCUACAUUGCAACAAUUGGAAUUGAUUAUAAAACUAGAAUCGUCACCGUAAAUGGUUUGCCUGUACGGCUUCAAAUUUGGGACACGGCCGGUCAAGAGAAAUUCCGAAGUCUGACAAAAACCUACUAUAGAGACUCGCAUGCUGUAAUUUUGGUUUACGACAUCACGAGAGAAGACACACUUGCGCACACCAAAUCAUGGCUGGACGAAAUUAACUCCAAUAUUUUGUCUAAUACGAUAAUUGUUCUGGUGGGAAACAAGUCGGACGAAGAACGACACCGCCGAGUCAGUAAAAAGGAUGGUGAGCGUGUCGCUAAGGAUUCCGGAGUCUUAUAUUGGGAAACGAGCGCAAAGUCGGGAGCCAAUGUGGAUGAAUUAUUCCAUUCACUUGCCGAGCGACUGAUCGGUGUUAAACAGCCCAAUUCACCUCAACAAACGAACACAGUAUACCUGGCUUCAGGUAGUCAAGCUGCAUCAGACGCCUCCUACAACAGAUCUACUUCAAAACACACAUUUCCAUUUGAUUACCGAUGUUGUAGAUAA
Messenger RNA from Dicrocoelium dendriticum, 663 nucleotides. NCBI's taxonomy places the organism in Eukaryota, Metazoa, Platyhelminthes, Trematoda, Plagiorchiida, Dicrocoeliidae. The record is from the annotation of a GenBank genome assembly.